Messenger RNA from Seriola dumerili (greater amberjack), 2537 nucleotides. It is a transcript of the gene capn5a, whose product is annotated as calpain 5. Gene Ontology annotation, biological process: proteolysis. NCBI's taxonomy places the organism in Eukaryota, Metazoa, Chordata, Actinopteri, Carangiformes, Carangidae. The transcript has 13 exons. The record is from RefSeq and is a predicted model, not a curated record. Gene Ontology annotation, molecular function: calcium-dependent cysteine-type endopeptidase activity. Bases 235 to 2148 code for a protein of 637 amino acids. Gene Ontology annotation, cellular component: cytoplasm.
AUGAGUGAGGGCGGUUUGAGCCCCGGAGCCGGAGCUCCUCCUGUUUCUCUGUGUGGUUUUACUUUGAGUCGCGUGAAACAAGGAAACUGAAUGAGAAGCUCCGGACAUCAUCGACCUGACAUCAGGGAGGGCAAACAUCGAAGUGUUCCCGGGAGAAGAGAGAGCAGCAGCAGCAGCAGCAGCAGCGUGUGGAGUCCAGUGAGCUGCCGGUGAACUAAACGUAUUCUCAGGGGGAUGGUGGUUCCAUAUGAAGGCCAGUCUUUCUCUGCACUGAGGAGGCAGUGCCAACAGAAUGGAGCUCUGUUUGAAGACCCUCUGUUUCCCACGUCCGACCAGUCUUUGUUCUACCAGAGCAACCGCAUCGGCCGGGUCACCUGGAAAAGGCCUAAGGAGUUGAGCGGCGACCCCCAUCUGUUUGUGGAUGGCAUCAGUGCCCACGACCUGCACCAGGGCCAGCUGGGAAACUGCUGGUUCGUAGCCGCCUGCUCCAGCCUGGCCUCCAGGGAGGCACUGUGGCAGAAGGUGAUUCCUGACUGGAAGGACCAGGAGUGGGAUAAAGAAAAACCGGAGUCAUACGCCGGGAUCUUCCACUUCCAGUUCUGGCGGUUUGGUGAGUGGGUGGACGUGGUGAUCGAUGACCGGCUGCCCACGGUGAACGGAGAGCUGGUGUACUGCCACUCCAAUGACAGCAACGAGUUCUGGAGCGCACUGGUGGAGAAGGCCUACGCCAAGAUGUGUGGAUGCUACGAGGCGCUGGAUGGGGGCAACACGGCCGACGCCCUCGUGGAUUUCACCGGGGGCGUGUCGGAGCCAAUGGACUUGGAGGAGAACGGCUUCAAAGACGAUGAAGAGAAACGCAACGAGCUGUUUGAGAGAGUACUGAAAGUGCACAACAGAGGAGGCCUCAUCAGCUGCUCCAUCCGGGCAACCAGUGCAGCGGACAUGGAAGCCAGGCUGGACUGCGGCCUGGUGAAGGGUCAUGCCUACGCGGUGACGGACGUCCGCAGGGUGAGGCUGGGCCACGGCCUGUUGGCCUACUUCAGGUCCGACAAACUCACCAUGAUACGCAUGAGGAACCCCUGGGGACAGAGAGAGUGGAACGGGCCCUGGAGCGACAGCUCUGAGGAGUGGCAGAAGGUCAGUAAGAGUGAGAGGGAGAGGCUCGGUGUCACCGUGCAGGAUGACGGCGAGUUCUGGAUGACGUUUGAUGAUUUUAUCAUUAACUUCACAGACCUCAUCCUGUGUCGUCUCAUCAAUACGUCCUACCUGAGUCUCCAUAAGACCUGGGAGGAAGCUGUGAUGCGGGGCUCCUGGCGUCGCCAUGACGACCCACUUCUCAACCGAGCCGGGGGCUGCACCAACAACAAGCAGUCCUUCCUCCAGAACCCACAGUACGUGUUCGAUGUGAAGAAGCCGGAGGACGAGAUCUUGAUCUGUCUGCAGCAGAAAGACCGCAGAGCCAGACUGAGAGAGGGGCGAGGAGAAAACCUGGCCAUUGGCUUCGACAUCCACAGAGUGGAGUUGAACAGGACGUACCGUAUGCAUGUCACCCAGCAGAAGGUUGGUGGGAGCAUCUACAUCAACUCAAGGUCUGUGUUCCUACGCAUCGAGCUGCCAGAGGGCCGCUACGUCAUCAUACCCACGACCUUUGACCCCGGCCUGGAGGGAGACUUCCUGCUCCGCAUCUUCUCUGACGUGUCGUCAGACUGCAAGGAGCUGACUGUAGACGAGCCUCCACAGACCUGCUGGUCAGGGUUGUGUGGUUAUCCCUCUCUGGUCACUCAGGUCCACAUACUGAGGGCUGACGGACUCGCAGGUCAAGACUCUGAUGGAGUGUCAGACCCCUACGUGAUCAUUCGCUGUGAAGGAGUGAAGGUUCGCUCUCCGGUCCAUAAAAACACACGCAGCCCCGUCUUCGACACCAAGGGGCUCUUCUACAGGAAGAAAACCAAACAACCAAUCACCAUUGAGAUCUACAACCAUAACGUGUUGAUGGACUCCUUCCUGGGUCAGGUGACGUUGCCAGCUGAGCAAGGUGAAUUCCAGCAGACGCUCCACCUGAGGGACAAGGGCAAUCGCCGUGACAACGACCUCCCUGGUACCCUCACCGUCGCCAUACUGAGCAACACUUCGCUCACCAACAUCUGAGACAGGCUACCAAACCGUCCGAUCAGGGCAGAUUCAGCUGAACCAAAGUUUACCAAAUGACCAGUUUACCACUAAGUCUUCACCUGUGGGUCUUUACCUGUGAGUCUUUACCUGUGAGUCUUUUCCUGUGAGGUCAAACGUUCAGCCUGAACACAGGGUUUACGUUUUACAGAAUUACUAUAGAAAACGACACGUGCAGCAGGAGGUCUGCAGACAUCAUCAGAGGAAGUAAUGACAAAUACAAACACAACAAACCUAAUUCUUCUCUUCAGUUUCAUGCCCAUCAAUGUGUGUUUGCGAAAUGAUUUACAGCGCCUGUAUUGUGUGUCUGAAUAUCCUGAAAACAUGAAAUUGUUAUUUUUACCAGUUCAUAAACAUUGUUUACAGUC